CUCGUUGCUGCUGUUCAUUCGGUAACAGCUCCGCCCGCCUCUCCGUCCGUCUCCGUGUCUUUCUGUGUCUACCUGUCUCUCGGUCUUUACCUGCCUCCCCCUUUCCUUCUCUCCUUCCAUCCCUCAUCCAUCCAUCCAUCCCUCCUCCCCCCUCCGUCCCCUCUCCUCCCCCCUCUCUCGGUGCGGACAUGCUCCCGGGGCUCCGGAGAUGAGGCUCCGAAAUGUCUCCUUCCUGACGGUCUUGUUGUUCGGGCUGUGCGGGCUGGUCUCUCUGUCCUGGUACACCGCCUUCAGCAGCUCCAGAGGAGAUGUGGUGGAUAUUUAUCAGAGGGAGUUCUUGGCCCUGAGGGAGCGGCUCCACUCGGCCGAGCAGGAAAACCUGCGGCGCUCCAAAGAACUGAACCUGGUCCUGGAGGAGAUCAAGAGGGCGAUCGCUGAGAAACAGGCCCUGAGAGACAUCAACCGCACCUGGAGCAGCCUCUCAGAGGAGACGAGGAUGAAGCUGUGGAACGUGAGCAGCAGCAAAAACGUGCUGCAGCUUCCCUCCAUCUUCCAUCAUCUCCCUCACCUGCUGAACCGAGAGGACAGUCUGCAGCCGGCCGUGCACCUGGGACAGGGACGCACGGGAGUCUCCAUAGUGAUGGGCGUCCCCAGCGUGAAGCGGGAGGUGCACUCGUACCUGACCGACACUCUCAGCUCCCUGAUGUCAGAGCUCAGCGCCGCAGAGAAGGACGACUGCAUCAUCGUGGUCCUCAUCGCUGAGGCUGACCCACAGUACGCCAGCAGUGUAGCCGACAACCUAAAGCGCCUUUUUCCUGCAGAGAUCCAGUCUGGUCUGUUGGAGGUCGUCUCUCCGUCCGUCCACUUCUACCCAGACUUCUCUCGGCUCAGAGAGUCAUUCGGAGACCCGAAGGAGAGAGUCAGAUGGAGAACCAAGCAGAACCUGGACUACUGUUUCCUGAUGAUGUACGCUCAGACUAAAGGAACCUACUACGUCCAGCUGGAGGACGACAUCGUGGCUCGGCCGAACUACUUCACCACCAUGAAGAACUUCGCUCUGCAGCAGCCGUCGGAGGAGUGGAUGAUCCUGGAGUUUUCUCAGCUCGGCUUCAUCGGGAAGAUGUUCAAGUCGUCCGACCUGUCGCUCAUCGUUGAGUUCAUGCUCAUGUUCUACAAAGACAAACCCAUCGACUGGCUCCUGGACCACAUCAUGUGGGUGAAGGUCUGCAACCCGGAGAAGGACGCGAAACACUGUGACCGACAGAAAGCGAACCUGAGGAUUCGCUUCAAGCCGUCGCUCUUCCAGCACGUUGGAACUCACUCGUCUCUGGCCGGAAAGAUCCAGAAACUCAAGGACAAGGACUUUGGGAAACAGACUCUUCAUAAAGGUCACGCGAACCCUCUGGCCGAGGUGACGACCAGCCUGAAGACCUACCAGCACUUCACCCUGGAGAAGGCCUACCUGGGCGAGGACUUCUUCUGGGCCUUCACGCCCGUGGCCGGCGACUUUAUCCGGAUACGAUUCUUCACGCCGGUCCGCAUCGAGAGAUAUUUUUUUCGGAGCGGAAACAUCGAGCAUCCAGGAGACAAACUCUUCAACACGUCUGUGGAGGUUCUGCCCUUUGAUAACAUCCAGGCAGAGAAAGAGGCCUUGACCGACGGGAGGGAGAAGACGCCAAAGUACCAUCGGACCGAGGACGGAUUCAUCAGGAUAGGAAUGUUCCAGAAGGGGACAGCGGAGGGGGAGGUGGACGUGUCCUUCGGGCCCCUGGAGGCCAUGCGUCUCACGGUUUUGACGGAUUCUCCGGUCUGGGUGAUACUCAGCGAGAUCUUCAUAAAGAAAGCAGAGUGACCCUCCUGUCCUUCGUCCAUACCUCAGCAGCCUUUCGUCUUCGGUCUGACCCGAGGCCCCGCCCACCAGACCCAGAGGCUCCGCCCACGACGCCGCUGUCUGGCCGGACCCGACGCUGCAGGCGUAGCACACUCAGACGGACUUCCUGUAUUUAUGUGUACAUACAGUAAGCUAAAUGUUGAAUACACUGGUUGCUAUGGAGACGGCGUCUAGACGAGGUCCAGACGGAGAUUUGCCUUAAGAAGACGAGGGAGUUUACGUCACGCGGCUCCGAACAUGUAGCGCAGAGUCAUACCCACAAUCCUUUGCUGCAACCUCGGAGCUUCAAACUACUGACCAUGGAUGUUUCUCUACGCAGUACUAUACAGAGUAAUACUACACACAGUAGUACUAUACAGAGUAAUACUAUACAGAGUAAUACUACACACAGUAGUACUAUACACAGUAGUACUAUACAGAGUAAUACUACACACAGUAGUACUAUACACAGUAGUACUAUACAGAGUAAUACUAUACACAGUAGUACUAUACAGAGUAAUACUACACACAGUAGUACUAUACACAGUAGUACUAUACAGAGUAAUACUGUGCUGAGUAAUACUAUACACAGUAGUACUAUACUCUAUGCAGUACUGUGCUGAGUAGUACUAUACAGAGUAGUACUAUACGCAGUGCUGUGCAGGGUAAUUUAUACUCUACACUGUAGUUAUAUACAUAGUUAUCUGGACUCUGCAGAUUACUAUAGUACUACAAAGUACUCUGCAGUACUCUUCUGCAUUCUACAGGACUCUACUAUACUAGAGUAGUUUAUACUCUAUAGUACAGCGCUGUCCUCUGCAGUACUCUGUAUAGUCCAGUAGAGCACGCUAUAGUACUCUGUGUUACCCUGUAGUACUUUGUAUCGUCCAGUAGAGGAUUCUGUAGUACUCUGUAGUACUCUGUAGUACUCUUACUGCAGUCAUUUAUUCGUAUUUAUUCUGUUCCUUCAGAUGGUUUCAAACCAAACCUCCUGAGACCCUGUGUCCUCAUAUGAGGACGUUAAGGUUUAGGUUCUUAUUCUGCUUCAUUCAGACCUGGUGUCCUCAUACGUAAGCGGAUGCUUCAAGCUGCCAUCUAGUGGCAGCAAAGCGUCAUUACAGCAGAGUCCUCAUUGUUUCUGAUCAUUAACUUUUCUAGUUUGAUAUCAACAACAACAACGUAACAAAUUCUGUCGACAGUAACAAGAUAAAACUUCUGAGGACGUUGGGAUUUCAUUGUUUGCUUCUGAUCAGCCACGUUAUUAAAAUAAACAGAUUUAUAUUUUGUUAUAUUGAGUGACUUUAUUAUAAUAUACGGUGAAAUAAUCCCUGUGGCCACAUACGAGGACAUGUGAAUCAAAAACUUCUUCCUGUUCAAAGAUGAUGUUUAGUUUUUAGACGUCUCAGAUCCAACUAAUCCCAAAUAUCUUGGAGAAAUGAAAGAUGCAGAGCAAACGAAAGCCCAGGUGUCUCAGGAGGUUUCGAUGGAAGAAAGACAGUAGAGCAGCUGUGAUUUUAUUAUUUAGUGAAUCAACGUUUCAUCUGAAGGAACAAAAUAAGACGUUUGUUGUUCAGAUCCGUUCGGCUUCAGGAAACAUCCCAGAGUGUUUUCUUCUUCUUCAGAUGCACUGGAAUCAUCUCGUACGUGUCUUUUUGUAUCCUUUAGAUAAACUCUAUUUAACAGAGCUCACACUUCUAUCUGAUCUGUGAAUUGUAAUAAAGAUAAAAAAAAUUUAAACCAA
Molecule: messenger RNA, 3611 nt
Organism: Mugil cephalus (flathead mullet)
Lineage: Eukaryota; Metazoa; Chordata; Actinopteri; Mugiliformes; Mugilidae
Gene: mgat4b
Product: alpha-1,3-mannosyl-glycoprotein 4-beta-N-acetylglucosaminyltransferase B
Exons: 15
Coding region: 209-1852 (547 amino acids)
Biological process (GO): protein N-linked glycosylation
Cellular component (GO): endoplasmic reticulum-Golgi intermediate compartment; Golgi stack; endoplasmic reticulum
Molecular function (GO): acetylglucosaminyltransferase activity
Source: RefSeq, a predicted model, not a curated record